AUGCCAGUCUACAUGCUUCACGGAUUCCGGUGGCCCCGUGCGGGCUUCACAGGGAUCCGCGUCUAUGUGGUCCUCCACAAUCUCGAGGAGGCCGCCGCCGAGUACGUCCAGCAGCCGCUGACGACGGAGCUGCUGACGGAAUCUCUCAAGCGCACGCAGCCCGACCUCAUGCCCCGGCUGCCACAGCUGCACUUCAUCGAGCAGUACGACCCGCUCGACGAGUCGAGCAACACGGUCAGCCAGGACUAUGCGUAUGUUGGAACCAAGGUGGUGACCAUCCCUGACGGCACGGCGCCGGCGGGCGCGGGCCCCGGCCUGAAUAUCGAGGACGUGGUGGAGCAAGGGUCGGGCUUGUCAGCCGAUGAAACGGAGGCACUGGAGGCAUUGCGCGAUCGCUUGGCACCUGAGGAGAAGAUUGGCUGGUUUAUGGUCUAUAAUGGCGACCCGGAUCGAUACUAUCCUCCCUCGGAGGACGAGGAGGAAGAAUAUGAGGACGAGCAAAGCUACGUGGAUGAGAAGUCGGAGAGCCAGACAGAACCUGGGACACCGCAGAGCUAUACGUGUCUAGAUGGGCGUGGAGAAUCUUCCGCAGCUGCGCGCCAAGACACAUCCAAGGAGCUUCACAGAUGCCGGAAGGGUGAUUCCUGGAUUUACAACAUGGUCCUCUCGUUCAUUCUUGUCCAGAAUCGCCAGGGCAAAACGCGCCUGGCGAAGUGGUACGCACCGUAUAGUGAUGAGGAGAAAGUCAAGCUGAAAGGCGAGGUGCAUCGCCUUGUCGCCCCUCGCGAUCAGAAAUACCAGUCGAACUUUGUGGAGUUCCGCCGCAGCACCAAGAUUGUAUACCGACGAUACGCCGGAUUGUUCUUCUGUGUCUGCGUGGACGCCAACGAUAACGAGCUUGCGUACCUGGAGGCCAUCCAUUUCUUCGUCGAGGUGCUCGAUCAAUUCUUUGGGAACGUGUGUGAACUGGAUUUAGUUUUCAACUUCUACAAGGUCUACGCGAUCCUCGACGAGGUCUUUCUCGCCGGCGAGAUUGAAGAGACGAGCAAGCAGGUUGUUCUGACCCGACUCGAGCAUCUGGAUAAGCUGGAGUGA
Penicillium canariense is the source of this 1095-nucleotide messenger RNA. RefSeq names its product AP-2 complex subunit sigma. Lineage: Eukaryota; Fungi; Ascomycota; Eurotiomycetes; Eurotiales; Aspergillaceae. The transcript has 7 exons. Gene Ontology annotation, biological process: protein transport; clathrin-dependent endocytosis. Gene Ontology annotation, cellular component: AP-2 adaptor complex; intracellular membrane-bounded organelle. Gene Ontology annotation, molecular function: clathrin-cargo adaptor activity. The record is from RefSeq and is a predicted model, not a curated record. The coding region runs from base 1 to 1095 and encodes 364 amino acids.